Molecule: messenger RNA, 3128 nt
Organism: Cherax quadricarinatus
Lineage: Eukaryota; Metazoa; Arthropoda; Malacostraca; Decapoda; Parastacidae
Product: WD repeat-containing protein 36
Biological process (GO): rRNA processing
Cellular component (GO): Pwp2p-containing subcomplex of 90S preribosome; small-subunit processome
Molecular function (GO): protein binding
Source: RefSeq, a predicted model, not a curated record
UCUCACUUGUAAACAAGUGCACAUGCCCAGACUGCUCUGUAUCGACAUCUGAAUAAUCCACACGGGUUUAGCGGCUACCUGAAGUCCUAGUUGUUGGCCUGAUCAAUCUAAUCUGUAUCGACAUCUCUGAAGUAAAUUUUAUGUAUCUCUGAGUAACACAAGAAGUGUGAUAUAUUGCAAGUCUUGCAGUCAUCGGGAGGAGUUUCCACUUAUCCUGAGGAAGAAGUCGUCCCUUAAGGCUAAGAAAAUGAAUGAAGGAAGUCGAAUAUUUGCUCCUUACCGAGCUUUAGGUUUGGUAAGCACACACAUCCCACUUGUUGUACGCUACAUUCAACGUAGAAAGGAAAAUCUCAUCGUAACUGUUGUGGGCAACUCCUUCCAUACUUAUGGUGCAGCCAAGUUGGGACUACUUAGUGUGGGUAACCCACAUGAAGACUCAAUCAUCUGUAUGGCUGCUGAUGCUUAUCAUAUCUACACAUCAAGCAGAGACAUUAUAUAUGCCUGGCGACGUGGUACAGAGCUCAAGCAUACAUAUGGUGGGAACAACCAAACAAAAGUUCAUCUUAUUCUGCCAUUUGGACCACACCUGAUUGCUGUGGAUAAACGGAAUUACCUACGUGUUUGGGACAUCAAAGCUGAAUCAUUGUACUUGGAGAUGGAGUUUCAAAGGAAAUGUUUUGAGAUAACGGCCAUAGCACAUCCAGCAACCUAUCUCAACAAGAUCUUAGUAGGCAGCAAGCAGGGAAAGAUGCAGCUAUGGAACCUCAAAACUUGUAAAUUGCUUUAUUCUUUCAGUGGUUGGGACUCGAGUGUACUCGUUUUAGAACAAGCUCCAGCACCUGAUGUGAUCGCAGUGGGCCUAGCAAAUGGAAGGAUUAUCCUUCAUAACCUGAAGUUUGACGAGACUGUGGUGGACUUCAAGCAAGAUUGGGGUACAGUAACAGGAAUAAGUUUUCGAACAGAUGGGUUUCCAGUGAUGGUGACCGGCAGUGAAAUAGGACAUAUUGCAUUAUGGGAUUUAAAAGAGAGACGUCUAGUCACACAGUUGCGUGAUGCACAUUCUGGUCCAGUGUCUGGGAUUAAUUGCUUACCAAAUGAGCCUUUGAUGGUUACGUCAUCACCUGACAACUCUCUCAAGAUGUGGAUAUUUGAUCUUCCAGAUGGAGGAGCCAGGUUACUGAAGAUUCGAGAUGGCCAUUCAGCUCCUCCUCUGAUAGCAAGAUUCCAUGGAAGCUUAGGAAAUUCUAUCCUUACUGCUGGUGAAGAUUCUGUUAUUAGGGUUUUCUCCACAGUGACUGACAUUUUGAAUAAGAGUUUAGGACAAGCUUCAUAUAACAGAAAAGCUUCUAAAAAGAAAACGAGUGUCAUAGAUACUAAGAAAAUGCCAGCAAUUACUUGUUUAGCCUCAGAGACUGCACAGGAAAAAGCUUGGGAUAAUGUUGCUGCAGUUCAUCGAGGCAAAACUGUAGUGACAACUUGGUCAAUAGGAUCACAAAAAAUGGGGCAGCAUACAUUGGUUCAUGAGCGAUUUAAAGGUAGAGAACUUUGUGGCUCUGUUGCAACAUGUGUAGACCUAACAAUCUGUGGAAACUUUGUUGUAAUAGGAUAUGAUUCUGGUCAUAUGGACAAAUAUAAUAUCCAGUCUGGAAUUCAUCGAGGGACAUUUGGUAAUCCAGUUGCUCAUGAUGGUGGUGUGAGGGAUGUUGUAACAGAUGGAUUAAAUCAGUAUGUAGUGUCAGGAGGGCAAGAUGGUGAGCUGAAGUGGUGGAGAAUGAAAAACUGUCGUGGUAUCAAGAAACUGAAAAUGAAUGAAAGUGUAUCAAAAAUGUCACUUCAGAGGGAUUCUGGACUAUUAGGCAUUGCCCUUGAAGAUUGGAGUAUUCAUAUUGUUGACAUAGAUACAAAGAGCCUUGUAAGAAAAUUUUAUGGACAUCGUAAUCAAGUGACAGACAUAUCAUUCAGUUCAGAUUCAAAAUGGCUUAUCAGCUCAUCUCUUGACAAAACAAUUAGGACUUGGGACAUUCCUUCUGGUUCUUGCGUGGACUCUUUUAUGGUGCCCAUUCCAACUACUUCAUUAACAAUGUCUCCUAUUGGUGACUUUGUAGCAACCACUCAUGUAGAUCAUCUCGGUGUCUAUCUUUGGUCUAAUCAGGCAUGCUUUCACCAUCUGUCUCUUCGGCCUUUGCCUGAGAAUUUCCAAGCAGCAACCAUCUCCUUGCCUUCAACAGCUGCAGAUGUGACACAGUUAGUACCAAAAGAGGGUGAUGAGACUGCUGAGGUAAAACCUGAUGAUGAUGUUGACAGUAAUUAUGAUGAAUACAAGUCUCCUCAGCAAAUUUCUGAAGAAUUAGUUACAUUAGCUUUGUUACCAACGUCAAGGUGGCUAAAUUUGCUAAAUCUAGAUGUUAUCAAAAAAAGGAACAAACCAGUGGAACCUCCAAAGGUGCCAAAAUCAGCACCAUUCUUUUUGCCUACUGUUCCAGGUUUAGAAUUUAAAUUUGCUGCUUCAGAACAGGAAACAAAUGAAGAGAAAUCUAAAGUAAAGUCUUUAUUUACAUUUGAAGUAUUAACUACCUUUGGGAAAAAGUUGAAGGAUGGAGAUCUAGAAGAUGCACUGAAAAUGUUGUUGGAGAUGGGCCCUUCAGGGGUUGAAGUUGAAAUUCGAGGCUUGGAUCCUGAUGCUGGUGGAUCUGAGGAAGUUUUGGUAAAAUUCUUAGAAAUGAUCAAGUGCGCUCUAGAUAAGCAGCAUUAUUUUGAAGCUGUUCAAGGUUAUCUAGGAUUAUUUCUUAAGCUACAUGGAGAUUUUGUUAUGAGAAGUAAAAAAGUGCAUGAAAUAUGUGAUGAAUUAGCAGUUGUUCAAGGGAAAUCAUGGCAUAAUAUAUGUGACACAAUGAACCAAACUCUGUGUCUUGUUUCAUAUUUCAAAAAUGCUGCUUUGAUUAACUACUAAAACUGCAAAUUGAGCCAAACAAGACUAUAAGUGUAUAGAAUAUGCCCUGUUCAUUACUGUAUUUCAUUCAAGCUGCCUUGAUUAAUUUUAAAACUUUGUAAUUUGAAAAUAAAAAAUUAUACUGUAAUCCAGUGAUGAAGUUAAAAUGUGCAGAUUAAUUAAAAUAAUUCGGUCAAAA